Messenger RNA from Stegodyphus dumicola, 2538 nucleotides. RefSeq names its product Chitinase 5 (gene Cht5). The record is from RefSeq and is a predicted model, not a curated record. Gene Ontology annotation, molecular function: chitinase activity; chitin binding. Gene Ontology annotation, biological process: chitin catabolic process; carbohydrate metabolic process. Gene Ontology annotation, cellular component: extracellular region. Lineage: Eukaryota; Metazoa; Arthropoda; Arachnida; Araneae; Eresidae.
AAGGUCUUUGCUCACAGAGUGGUUUCGUUGAGACUGAAAGUCAUCUGAUCCUCCUCCGAGAGGAUUAUUCUCUUGCCAGUGUUUCGAAACGUCAGAACUCGAAGAGCAAACCUCCUCCACUGACCACCUGGAGAUCAUCCCUCAGCUGGGUAGUAAGAACCCAACUUUAGAUUCUUGGACAGCUCAAAGAAAGAUAUAUGGACAAGAUGUGGCUUAGAUUCUUCUGUUUUUGCACUCUAAUGAUACUGACUUUCAGUGCAGAGCCAAGAUUCAGCCGCCCGAAUAGUAUUGCAUUAUACAAUGCAGCAGCUCCCGGAGAGAGAGGAAAAGUAGUGUGCUACUACAGCGCAUGGGCAUACACUAGGCCGGAGCCUUGGAACUAUGACAUCGACGAUAUACCUGGAGAUCUGUGCACGGACAUCAUCUAUUCUUUCGUUGGUCUCAACAAUCAAACCUGGGAGCUCUUCAGUAUAGAUCCUGAAUAUGAUUUAGAGAAAGGUGGGUACAAACGGUUCACAGCUCUCCGAGUCAAACAUCCUCACCUGAAACUCCUUCUUGCCGUCGGAGGAUGGGCCGAAGGAGGUCGAAAGUACUCAGAUAUGGUAGGAGAGAAAUCCCGACGAGAUAUUUUUGUCAAUAGCGCCGUAAAAUGGGUCAGAGAUUUUGGAUUUGAUGGCUUUGAUCUCGACUGGGAGUAUCCAGGUGCAUCUGACAGAGGUGGUAAAUAUUCGGACAAAGAAAAUUUCCUAAAACUAGUCGAGGAACUAAAAGUAGCAUUCGAGCCGCAUAAACUUCUUUUGACGUGCGCAGUUCCGGUAGCAAAGUUCAGAUUGCAAGAAGGUUAUGAAGUUCCUAGACUAGCUCAACUUUUCGACUGGAUCAAUGUAAUGACUUAUGAUUUGAGAGGCAACUGGGCUGGCUUUGCUGAUGUCCACAGUCCCCUUUACAGACGACCUUUUGACCAAUGGGCUUACGAGAAACUAAAUGUGCAUGAUGGUUUGCAGUUAUGGGUAGAUAUGGGUGCCCCGAAGCACAAACUAGUCGUAGGAGUUCCUUUCUAUGGCAGAACAUAUACACUGGGAAGUAAAGAAAACACAGGCCUCAGAGCAGGAAUAAAGAAAUGGGUUGGAGGAGGUAAUCCUGGACCUUACACAAAUGCUAGCGGAUUCCUCGCCUAUUAUGAGAUUUGUCCCCAUGUGAACAGUGGUGAAUGGACCAAGAAGUACGAUGACAUUGGAAAAUGUCCUUAUGCUUAUUAUGACGAUCAAUGGAUUGGAUACGAAGAUGAAGAUAGCAUUGGAAUAAAAAUGGAUUAUAUCAGAGAACAAGGUUACGGAGGAGCAAUGAUUUGGGCAAUCGACAUGGAUGACUAUAAUGGCGUCUGCGGUCGUAAAAAUGCCCUUCUUGAAGUCAUGAACGAAAAACUGAGAGGUUACGUUCCACCUACACCAGAUCCUAGUCAGACAACGGAGGGUUCUACAAUUUCAACAAGCAAAUGGUGGCCCCCUAGAUCGACCGAAGCCACUACUCAGAGGACUUGGUGGCCUCCUGCUUCAACUUCAUCCAGUACUGUCUGGUGGUCACCCAGCAGUUCAACAACUCCACGACCACACCAAGGAGGUGCAUCACCUGGUGCAUCAUCUAUCUCUGGAUCUUCAGAAAAAGGAUUCGUUUCACCCUAUGAUCAACCUGGAGCGCCUAACUGUAAAAGUGCAUCAGAAACCAUACCUCAUGAGGACAGUCAAUAUUAUUAUUGGUGCAUAGAUGGAAGGCCAGUUUUGAUGCAAUGCGAAGCUGGAUCCCAGUACGAUCCAGCAGUAGGCAAAUGUGCAUGGGUUAAAAUUUAUACAAAUUAUGUCAUGCGUCACCAAUUUCGAAAUUAUCUCGGUAAAUAGGACCUCUUCACUGCGCAGAAUACAGGAUUUUAAUCUUGGUAGAUAAAUUUCGGAUUCUUGCACUAAUAUUCGGAGUAGCUUGCAAAUAGCAUGGGAUCUUUUUACGCCAUAAAAAUGCUAUUCCGAGUAAGCAAAUACCAAAAUGCAUUCGCAGGAUUUGGGGCCUUUAAGGAUACACGCGUUCCCUAUCUAAAAACCCUUGCUAGUAACCAAUUCUUCAUAAGCGAUUUAAUUCAAUUUUGCCAGCGAAUGUGUGCAAUACUAAUAACUAUCCCUGUUUAAGGAGUGAUUCUUAGCACUGAUAUACGGUUAAGGGUGGUAAAAUGCAUAGCGGCUAACUUUUUUUUUUUUGACUGAAUGCCUUAAAUACUAAAAAUCGAGAUUUCAAUAAGUUUAAACAUAUCGUGAAGCGGUAGACGAAAAAGUCAAUUUACUUUUAAAUGAUGCAUUCAUUUUUUGUCAACUCGUUAUGUAAUAAAUAUUAAUUACAUUUUGGUGAGCAGGUGAUAUAUAUCAAAAGUCUAUCCCUCAAAUCAUUUAUAUGACAAAAAAAAAUCUGGUAUUCUGUAAAUAUAAAAUCAUAAGCUGGAUGAUAUUGUUAAACGUUUCCGUGAAUUGAAUAAAAUGUUUUUCAUAUACUGAA